Messenger RNA from Rotaria sp. Silwood1, 2646 nucleotides. The record is from the annotation of a GenBank genome assembly. Lineage: Eukaryota; Metazoa; Rotifera; Eurotatoria; Philodinida; Philodinidae.
AUGUUAAGCAAUGGUCGUAAAUAUAUUAUACCAUGCCAAAGUCGAUUUUCUCGUCAAUCGAUGGACGAAAUUGCUAAAAGAGAAUAUGAGGCAAUAUCGAAUACGACUAAAAAAAGUCUUGAUAGUAAUCAAAUGUCAAUUACUGAUGAACGAGCAAAACAAGCUUUUCCAAAAUUAGAACAAAUUAUUAAUGAUAUAUAUUCAAAACCAUUACCAUCAAAAUUAUAUAGACGUGCUCGACGUGAACAAAGAACAGUCAAACGUCUUCAAAAAUUGCUGCAUACCCGACCUGAUAUUAUUGUACGUCGAGUAGAUAAAGGCGAAGGAUUUUAUUUUGGUAAUACGGCUGAAAUGGAAUAUAAAACAGAACAAUAUAUGAAUAAAACAGAAGCUUAUCAAGAAGUAACUACAGAUCGUUGUCCUCUAGUCCAUAUUUUACGUUCAACAGAAGCUGUACUCGAUUAUUUGGUCAAGAAAAAAGCAAUUACAAAAACUCAACGUGAUAAACUUCUACCUAAAGUAGACAAUAUGGAAUUAGCUUAUUUAUAUAUAUUACCUAAAGUACACAAGCCUGGCAUACCAAUACGGCCCAUUGUUUCUGGACUACAUGCUCCUGUCACUUUAGUUUCAAAAUUUUUAAAUAAUCUGUUAGCACCAAUAUAUUCACAGGUUGCUCAUGAAACUACAUUUACUAAUAGUAUUGAUGUCGUUCGAAAAUUAGAACAAUAUGUGGCCAAUGGUUAUUUGAAACCCACGACAAAAUUUAUUACAGCAGAUGUUGAAAAUCUUUAUACCAUGAUACCACGUGAAGGUGGCAUCAAUGCAUUAAUAAGAUUUCUAGAUAAAUAUGCCAUAUAUCAUAAGAUAGGUCCAUUUACAAUAGAUAUGAUUUUGAAAAUGGCUCGGCUAAUUUUGGAUACAAAUUAUUUUGUAUAUAAAAACAAAUAUUAUCAACAAAAACGUGGUGGAGCUAUGGGAUCAGCAUUUACACAAGUUUUUGCCAAUAUUUAUAUGUUAGAAUGGGAACAAGAUUUAAUAAAAUAUCAAGCAUCGAAACAUGAAAUCUAUGGACGAUACAUCGACGAUAUUUUUAUGACAACGAAUAUAUCAUUUGGUGAAAUUACAAAAGAACUCGAAAAAGCCCAACAGAAAGAUUUGAAUAUUAAAAUAAUUCCUACUAUACAAAAAUCUGUUCAAUUUCUCGAAAUUACUAUCACGAACGACAAUGGGAAAUUAAAAACCUCGAUAUAUCAUAAACCAAGUGCCGAUCCAUAUUACUUACCAUAUACAUCAGAUCAUCCACAUCGCAUUCAUCGCAAUAUCCCAUAUAGUGCAUUAAUCCGUGCAGCACGUCUCUGCUCAAAUCUUCACGAUUUUCAUCUAGAGCGGCUACGUAUUGAUGUAUCUUUGUUAUUGAAUAAUUAUCCACCAAAAUUCAUUACGAAUCAAUUUCUUCGAUUCUUUCAAGUGAAUAAAGCUGAUCCACUAAUAAAAAGAUUCGAUGAACAAGUUUACCAGCAACUCCAUCGAAAACUACUUCAUCAACCAACAAAGCGUGAAAUCGAAAAGGAAGCUAUCAAAAAUAAUCCAAUAGUCCUUCUACCAGAUCUACAAAAGAAACCAUGGAACUCAAAGGUGAUGUACUUGCGAUAUUCCUUUGAAACCGGACCAAAUACGAUAUUUCCUCGUCAAUUUUUGAAUUGGUGGGCAAAACACUACCAAUAUCCUGGAUCACCUGCAAACCGCAUACAAAUUCGACUAAUUCCGAAAACCAAUCGUACACUACAAAAUUUUUUAAUCUACAAAAAGCCCACACAAGCGAUACUUAAAGGAAUACAGACAAACAAAUACUAGAAACACGCAAUGACUUUUCACUUUCUCAUUUUUAACUAUAACAUAAACUGAAUGAUCCCCACUUUGUUUCAAAAUAAAAAAUCAUCAUAAACUUAACCAUCAAUGACCACUAACUAUUCUAUAUCACAAACAAAAUAAACAAAUUUCUUCAAUUUUAGAUAAUCGAAUAAUGCAUCAAAACAAUUAUCCGACAUCAUCAAUUAACUAUGCAUGCCGAACACUAUACAUGUCGAAUACAUCUAUAACAUCCAUCAAGCGACCAGAACCAUUCUUCUCAGAUCUUUCUUUCCAAAAAUAAAUCUCUACCGCAUGACCAACACCUCAGAACUUAGACUCUCCAGCUCAUUCUAGCAGAGACCAAAAUCAUGAACAAGGCACAUACAGAGACUCUAAAUCUGACACAACAAAAAAAUUUCCUCCCUAUAUACCAAGAAUUACAACGAUUUUCUUCACUUCUUCCAAAAAUUAGGAGGCCUUUAAUUUACGUUAUUAAAGAAGUCUAAAGGCAUCUCACGAGUCCCUUGAGCAACCAAAAACAACUCGUGUCCAUCCUCAGCAUUCUUUUAAUAUUCUUUCCUGGUAACAGAUUUAAAGAACCAUUAUGAUUUUCUCAACUUCUUCAAAACUAUCGAGGCAUAGGAUUUAUCUAAUAAUAAUAUAAUUACAAAGAUACACACCGAGUCGCUUGAGAAAGGACGAAACUAGACGUGUCGAUCCCCACAAUUCUAUCAACUUUCUAUUCUUCUUAUUUAAUUACGAUUUGAGUUUUAACUUCCUCAUAUAUAUUUGAGC